GUGUUGAAUCCACCCAGUAUUUUCCACCCACGAAGAAGAAGAACCCCAUUUUGAGAUGGUCUCCAUUCGAUUUGAACUCAACAUGGCCAUUGUAAUUGCUUGUAUCUAGUUUUGCGCCCCCAACCCAAUGGCUUACGAACCCCUUGAGUUUCGACGACGGCUCUUUGUUUCGCGUGGGAUGCCGCGUUGGUGAGUGUUUGCGAGUGAUUUGCCGUGAUGUCCGAGCGCCAGGGACAGGUGGGGGACUUGAGCAAGCAGAGCAGAGAACAGCUCCAAGAACUACUACUGCGACAGAACCACAUACUCGCUGACAAAACAUUAACGGAUUCUCUUCCGGACAAGGGGAAGAGAUUAAAGGACUUUGCGGCGAGGAUACGCCUCGCCAUUGAAUGCCGUGAUGAAGAGGAGACGAAGCAGGGCUUGGUAUCAGCAGCCAGGGCAGAGUUUCAGUCCAAGUACCGGCAAGCCUUCACUGGGCAGCGACGGGCUGUGCAAAGCGAGGGAACCGCGUCACAACAGACUGACGCCUCGCCUGUCUGUGUUCAUGCGGAGCAGGAGGAAGAAGACACUGCUGCAACCACGGAGACGGCUUCCUCUGGGGCCUCUCUGAACUUUGUCGGGCCAAAGGAGGGCGACCUGACAGAGGCCUUUGAACGGGUCACGAUCUCCACUAGCACUAGUGACCAAGGCAAAGACCCUGAUAAAGCCACUGCAAUGGACAAUUACUUUCUCAGGACGCAUACGCCAAAGGAGCCUCACGUUGUAACCGUCCUGGAAAGGGCGGAGAACAAAAUGACACCCGGAAGGCAAAAAUUCAAACCCAACCAGCUGCCAACCAGAAGCGGAAACUCUCCAUCUGGCUCCUCAUCACCCGGCCAGUCGUCCGAAGGCUCGUCUCCGCUCUCCGCGCACGCCCGGAGGGAGCGCGACAAAAAGCACUUGGAUGACAUCACGGCGGCAAAGCUGCCUCCUCUGCGCCACACUCCAGCCCAGCUUCUGCCCCUGCGGGAGUCUGCUGAGCUCCUGAGCGCACAGACUAAGAAACGACAGGAGCUGCAGGCCAAGCUGGCCGCGCAGAAGCUGUCCGAGGGAUUGAAGAUGUCCAUGGGGAGCUACAGUCCCGACGGUGGCUCCAUGGCAGCCUACAGAGAGGUUCACGAUGAAGGAGCACAGCCCUCCUCAGAAGAAGACUGAUCCUGGACAGUCAGAUGGGAGGAAAAGCCAUUUUUUUUCCAAAAGGGCUUUUACUCUCGGGCUCUCCUUCGGUGACGUUUUGCCCGGUGUGAACAGUCGAGCGACACGGCCGAUGGACUUUCAAUUGCACAAACUUGCUUCCAAACGGGUGCUAGCUUUAAAAUAAACAACAUUUUUAUGAAACUUAAACAAGCAUCCAAAAGUUCUGGCACAACAAUACAUUAUGUGAUAUAAACAUGACGUCAGCAUGUUGUCUCUCUGGACUGUGACAAGCUGCUCCACAAAAGUGUGUAACCCAACAAACCGUUAACACAAACUGCUUUCCUUGCCUCAUAUUUUUUAUUUGUACACAAACAAUAAUAAACUUAUGAAUAAUCGUGAAA
Phyllopteryx taeniolatus (common seadragon) is the source of this 1577-nucleotide messenger RNA. It is a transcript of the gene polr2m, whose product is annotated as RNA polymerase II subunit M. Gene Ontology annotation, cellular component: nucleus; intracellular anatomical structure. The transcript has 4 exons. Gene Ontology annotation, biological process: intracellular signal transduction; transcription elongation by RNA polymerase II. NCBI's taxonomy places the organism in Eukaryota, Metazoa, Chordata, Actinopteri, Syngnathiformes, Syngnathidae. Bases 217 to 1194 code for a protein of 325 amino acids. The record is from RefSeq and is a predicted model, not a curated record. Gene Ontology annotation, molecular function: transcription elongation factor activity.